UAUAAGAAAAUUGUGAAAAAAUGUAAUGAAUCUAAAGCCAAUCGAAUUAUAAAAUUUAUUCAAUAAUGAUACUGACUACAACAACGACAAAGGGAUAAAGUUAUGCGUCAGCAGUUAAAUGUUUACAUACAAAUUGGUUGAAAAAAUUAAAUAGAUUGGCAGACACAAAAAAAAAAUAACAAAAACAAGGAGUUGAAGGACAAGUAAUACAAAAUAAAAGUAAAAAAUAAUAAAAAUUAAGAAUAGUGAAGAAAUUGCUAAAAAAAUCUAAAUAUCUUCAUUUUUACGUGUAACAUUUGUUAAUUUACUCAUAAUCAAUUAUUUACAAUAACAACUACAAAUAAAGCAGCGUAGAAAAACAUACAACAACAAAAACGAAAAACUGAUUAUUUUCGAGUCAUCAGCCGUCGUCUUUUGGUCGUCAUCAUGGAGUCGGCUGAUGUUUUAAUGGAAGAGAAAAAACUUAUGGCUGAAGCCAAAUACCGAAAUUACAUGUCUAAUAUAGAUAAAGCCUUGAGAAAUUUUGAAUAUUCCUCAGAAUGGGCAGAUCUUAUAUCGGCACUGGGUAAACUUAGUAAGGCUAUUUCCAGUAACACGCAGUACCAAAUAAUACCAAGACGUAUUAAAAUAUCCAAACGUUUAGCGCAAUGUAUGCAUCCCGCAUUGCCCUCGGGCGUGCAUCUGAAAGCUUUGGAAACUUAUGCUGUAAUAUUUGCAAAAACAGGUCCAGAAAGACUGGCUACCGAAUUAUUUAUAUACAGCUCGGGUUUAUUUCCGUUACUCGGUUAUGCUGCCAUGAAUGUCCGCCCGGCUCUUUUGGGCAUCUAUGAAACAUAUUUUGUGCCCUUAGGCGAAAAACUUCGACCGGCUUUAAGUGGUUUUUUGAGUGGCGUCUUACCUGGAUAUGAGUGUGGCUUAGAUCAUUUUGAACGUACCAGUUCACUACUGACACAAGUGUGCACUGCCGUAAACCCAACACAUUUUUAUACCGUCCUUUGGGAGUGUGUCGCUACUAAUGCAUCGGUACGACUACCAGCCAUUUCUUAUCUCCUGGAGCAUUUCAAUAAACGUACAACAAUGCAAGAACAAAUUUAUGUUAUGGGUCAUAAUCGUGAUAUAAUGAUGUCGGGAUUAUGUGCCUGUCUAAAUGACAGUGUCAUCCUGGUUCAAAGGAACACCUUAGAAUUUCUAUUGCUUGGAUUUCCCAUGCACACAAAACUAUUGUCCGAAAUGGACUUGAUAAAGCUGGUGACGAAUGGCUUACACACGAUCUUAAGACGUGACAUGUCAUUGAAUAGACGCUUGUAUUCAUGGCUAUUGGGUUCGGAAGUAAUGAAAAAUUCACCCACCUAUGAGGCAAUUGUUGACAUAACCAGCACAGAUGGUGGUGAACAGACGAAAACUUAUUUCGAACGACAUUCGAGACAUGUUGUCAUACAAGCAUUAAUUUCUACCUUGAAGUUUAGUUUACAAUGUUCCCCCGUCGAUUUAAAGCCAUAUCGCAUAAUGGUUUCCCUCUUGGAUAAAGCCGACAUAGGUAGUGCAGUUUUGGAUUAUGUGUUAUGCGACAUAAUUCGCACCAUGUCUUUAUCGAGCGGAAAUGUUGAAGUAAUAAAAUCUUCAAAUUUGCUCUUUGCCACCUUUGAUCCUGCAUAUAUAUGGAGUUUUAUGACAACAAUGUUUGAAAAAUCGUGUAAAAAGACCAAAAAGGUAAAUAAAACCGAGUCGUCCAAAAAGUCGUACAGUCGCUCGGUUAGUGGCGAUCAACGUUUUCAAUGUGUUGUGGGCUCGGGCGAUCCAAGCCUGGUGGAGAUUUGCUUUCUUACGGAAUUUCUUUUAGAAACAAUUUCUCUGGAAAUGUACAAUGAAACGACACGCAUCUAUUUGCCCAAAGUAUUUUUGGCCAUAACACAAAUGUUGACCGUGCAUCUGGAAAAUCUAACCAACGAUGAGGUAACGGCUUCUCUAAAACUCUGUAUGAAAAUUGUUUCCAGAGUACAACCUAUGAUAACAAGUCCCAUUAAACUAAUGCCUCGCAAUGCUCAACAAGGCUAUAAAUCUAGUGACAACGAUAAAGCUGACAAUAGCUCGACCAGAGUGCAACCAAUAUCGGCAAUAUUGGGGUCAAAUGCUUUGGAAAAAAGUAAAUCAGAUUCAAAGCUGGAUCAAUUUGCCAAUCCGGAGAAUUUAAACAAGUCAAUGACAUCAGCUCGCGAUGAAGAGCACAUAAGAAGGUCGAAUUCGAAUCAACACAUGGAACGUAAAAGUCCUACUAAAAAGAAAAAAGCCAAGUCGUUUUCAAAACUAUCCGAAUUAGACAAGGAGAUAUGUCCAGAUACUGGCCAGCUAAUUGAUCCACGCCAAUCUUCUUCAGAUUUAGACACUCCUACUAGCAUUAAAAAAAUAAAAGCUAAAGCCAAUCGUUUACGUAUGAGUCCCAAGAAAGCGAGGCCUCAAGAACUUUCGAUUACUCACGACAAGUCAUCCUCAUCCAUUAGGGAUUCCAAGCAUUCCUAUAAUGAGACCGUCGAUACGCCAGACUAUGAAUUUCAAGAUGACGAACCCAAAAGUGCCCCUUUGGAACAAUUAUCGAAAAAGCACACAGAAGGUUUCAUUUUCAACUAUCAAGACAUUUGCAAUCAACAGGACGAUUUACAGCAACAGGAAGCCUCAGCAACAUCCACCAUACUUGAGAAGUGUAUAAAACAAUAUGAAAUAUUUUUCGAAGUUUACUUGAGCCAUAAAGUUCUACAAAUCUCUACGCAGCCACCAAAAUCAAACAAAUGCUUCGUCAAGGUGCAAAUACAGAAUCAAGAUACUUUGGAAAAUAUGGCUGAAAGUAAACUCCCCAAUGUUGAGAACAUAUUCAAGCAUGAACAGAUCUACGAGGAUAUAAAUCCAUGUCGCAUUCUAGACAUUGAUAAUCUAUUUGAAACUCUCAAGAUACAUGUGGUAAACAGAUCCAAACAGUUGCACUCUUUGCUCAAUCGUUCCCUGAAUGAAGCACAAAGUGAAAACACCGAUGGCAGUGAUAAUGGAGAUGUUGAAGAUAAUGCUUACGAAGUUGAUGAGUUGACUAAAAAGAGACUACAGACAAUACUACAGUUGCAGCUGUCGUCAUCACUGAGACAAGCUAUCAAAUUAUCAGUUAAUUUGUUGGUGGAAAUGUCAACAUUUCCAAAUUGCAAUAAAAAUAUAACACUGGAAAAGAAUGAAAAUGAUUUACCCAGUUGGUUGAAGGUUCUAUGCAUUGUGGCCUGUUAUACACAAAACGACAAAGAACUACAACUUUCUUCUAUUACAACACUCUUUGAUCUAAUAAGCUUAUUAAAAUCGCAAAUCGAACAUGCCACAAGUCCCGGUGUUACAUUUGUAGUUAUGCUUCCUCUACUCAAAUUUGGUCAUGUUCACUAUAUUGAGCGUCACACUAAAGUUUUUCAUUUACUAGCCUCCAAGUUGUGGGACUAUUUAGGUGAACACGAAGUCGAUAACACCCAAGUAUGUGCUUUACUCUAUCAACUACAUAAUUGCUUAGAAAGUGGCUUGAUUGAGCGCAUCAUUGACAAUCGUAUGUUUGCCAAGACAAUGCAACAACAUUUCACAGCUGCCUAUGAAGCGUCGGAAACUAAACGUAAUCAUAGUCGCAAGCCGGAAAAGGUACAAACAACAGCUCUUAAUUCAUACAACAGUGACAGAGCCACCGAUGUACAUAUGAUGUGUGUAGCACCCACAUUUCUGGUGCAGCAUUCAUCUAUUGAGAAGUUGAGCGAGAGCGAAUCAAUAAGUUUCAAAAAGUAUGAACUGCUGUGGCAUUUAGGACGCGAUAAACAACAAACGAGAGGUUUCGAAAAACUACAAUUUAAAGUAUUAGACACGUUGGGCUUGCCGCCGUAUAUGUCGGUGCGAACAUGCGUUACCAAAUGGCUGCAAUCGGCUCUAUUAAGAGGCGACCUUUCGCGUUUGGUUAAACCUCUUUAUAAAAUUUUAUUAGCUUCCAACACAAAACGUAUUAGCAUUGUCCAUUUACAUCUCCUGCAAAAGGGCAACGAAGAUAAUGGAAACUCAAAAACAUCCUCGUUAAAUGGCCAUGGCAAAAAUAACAAUCCAACCGACGUCGACAGCUCCGUCGAGGCAGAUGUUUACGCGGUUAGUUCGGAAUAUGGCAAUAUACGUUAUAUAUCCGAUUCGACCAGCCACCACAAGAAGCGUAGUCCCAUACGUACUUUCCACAAGAAAAUAUUCGGUGUUGCUUUGAGCAGUAAAAAUAAGACAUCAAAUUUUGUCAGUGAUCAAACAGCAUCCACCUCAACAUCCCCCAAUAUCGGUGGCAUAGAUGUGGCCGCACCGCCGACUACACCUAUUGGAGUAAUUGUAAAUCCUUUGGAGAAUUCAUUGGACUUUGAUGAUGAUCAAGAACCGGAAACACUACAGGUAAAGGAGAAAUUAAAUAUUAAUGAGACUCAAAUGGAAGAUGAUGAUCCCGAUGACUUAGACGAAGAUGAAAAUGAUGAAGCAGCAUUUGACCAAGACUACACCGAUGAAUCGGACAGCAGUAUUUUUGACUCAGAGUCAGAACAACGAGAAACCAGCAUUGAAAAAGACGAUUCUAUAACACAGACGUACGAAUACGAAAAUAAAUCGGAUCUAAAGCGUUACGUAGGACACACUGAAAGUGUAACGGAGCUCUUGUCGCAACACGAACGUAUUAAAAAUCGUAAAACUUACCAUUUGACUAGGGAGAAAACACCCGGCGAGACAAGUUUAACCUCUACUACCACCGACGAACAUGGUCCGCUCUCCUUAGAAUUGGACCAGGAUGAGGAAAAUGCCCAUCCAGCUGAUGAAUAUUUCGAUACCAAGUCCGAAGAACGCCAAGUGGAGUGUUUUGUUGAGGAUCUUAUAGAGCAAGUACGUGAUACAGCCGUAACUAAACGAAAAAAGAAACUAAAGAAUCGUAUUAAAAAACUGAAAUCGAAUAAAUCGCCAUUGGGCCAAAAGGAGAAAAUGGAUAGCAAGCGUAUGAGUUGUAUAUCGAAAAUAUCCACUGACAGUAAUAACAGUUUUACUACUGGAGAAAUAGCAAAAGAGAGCGCCGAAGAUGAGGAAGAUUCUACUUCGAAAUUCAUUAAUAUCGAAGAGAAGAGGAAAACGUUAAAUUUGGAAACUACUGUAAAAUCGCACAAUAAAGAAUGGGAAUUGACACCUGAAACGAUAGAGAAAAGCAAGCAAAAUCUUGAAAUUCUCCGACAAUCGGCCUCUUCGCAACUGACCAAGCAAGAUGUGUCCAGUAAGAGAUCAUCCACAAAAAGUUGCACCUCAUUUGAGGGUUCCAUGACAAAACGUUACCAGAAUGAAAAGCUACUGCCCUUGUACCAAAAUCAUAUGCUAAUUUAUAUGAAUGUCUACGAUACGAAGCAAACACUGUAUGCCUUUCAUACUUUAAGGAAUAUAAUAUCCUGUGAUACCCGUACUUUUCUGUGUCUUUCUAUCACCACUUCCCUAUCAAGUGGCUCUUUGAAGCAACUGCUGACAAGACAUCGCAAGUGUAUAGCGGGAAAAGGUUUCGCGGGCAGCAUUACAACAUCAGAAUUUGCUCAGAGCUACAGAGGUUGCAUGCACUUGGAGGUUUUGUUACUUUUGUGCCUAUUUUAUGCCCGAGGCUUUUUCCACGUCGACUCGCAUGAUUCGGCUAGUGAGCCACCUACCAGAGCUGAUGUUAUGGGCAAUUGUCGUGUUCAGCUGGAAAGUGUUGAGUUGUUGACACUCAUCUGUGCCGAGCUAAUUGAAAUAGUCAAAGGCAUGGGCAAAGGUUUGGCCUGUUACUUGGCAGACCUAAUGGCGAGAUGUAAAUUACAAAAAGUCAUUUUACAUUGUUUAAAUUCAUCGGUGAACACGUAUGGCCAACACUAUCUUGGCUCAACUAUGGCCGAGCAGAUAAUUAACUUUAAUAAUCCACAGGAUGAUAAUUUACAUGCUGAGGCAUUUCAAAUUCAAUUAUUGAGACUUUUAAUGGUGGUCAUUAAACUGGAGUACGAGGUCAUACUGUUGAAAAACGACACCAGUGGAACGAACACCAAUGAACCUACAGAUUCGGGGAGUAUUUCUCCAACUCGUUUAACAUCGGGCGAACCUUCCUUGAGUUCUGUGAAAUAUUUACCCAAUUGUGUCAUUAGUCAACAACCCAUGUUUCUGUCUGCCAUUUUAAGCGCCUUACAAGAUGAGCGUUUGCAGCCAGUACAUCAUAACUGGACCGAUUUGGUGACGUCCUCCUUAAAUUGUUUCAACUUUGGCUCUUUAACAAACAUUGUCAUCAGUGUGGUGCAUCAAUUGUGCAAUAAUAUCGACCAUCUGACAAAAAUGAAUCUGAAAGAUCAAGUGGGUUUGCCACCCGACUAUGUCAUUUCACAACUGGAAGCCAUUACAGUACUCUGUCACUACUGUCUGCUAGACAAUACCCAGCAGACAACACUCUCGCAACUGUUCAAUCAGGCUUAUCCACAAACAAGCGCGAUAGCUUCACAAAAUUCCAAUACAGGACAAUUAUUCAACAGCAUUGUCCAUUCCCUCUUACCUGGGGGAGGAACAUCGAUUAGUUCAACCACUAGUCAGGCAGAUGUGCAGGCACCCAAAAAUCAGCAACUAAUGGCAGCCAGAAAUGCAGUACUCUCUCAUUUACCACGUAUAGUAUCCAGUGUAGCUGCCAUAUGGGAUAGUGAUUUGGGCCAAAUUAGACAGAUAAAACAACAAUUGAUGGAAUUCCUAUCGCCAAUAUCUUUACAUCAUGGCGCCAACUUUUUAGCAGCCAUAGCAGUUACUUGGCAAGAGCGAGGUGAACUACAUCGCAAGAAAUGUGCCCACGAAUACAAAAAUCUUACAAUACCUCAGCAAUAUCAAAGGAAUUCCAUGCCUCAGGCUUGUGCCGAACAACUUAGUCUGGUUUCAUUGGUUUCCAGUAUACGAGUUAUGCCCAUGGACUCGUUUGUGCAAACACUACAUCAAGUGGUGAAAUCUCCGCCACCUAUUCACAGACCACCCUCAAAUUUGAAAAUAGAAGUCUCUGCACUAGAGCUGUUCUAUUUUUAUAUGAAAUCUGCACCAGCUCCUCAGCUGGGAGACUCUUGGACCUCUUUAUUAGCUCUCUUAAAGGAUGGUUUGUCUCUAACGCCGUCAGCACAAUUCACAAUUCUAAUGUUGCUGAAUGAAUUCGUCCAGCGUUGUCCUCAAAUGCCAUUCCAGGAUAAGAAAGAUAUACGCGACUUGCACGACGUCACUUCACGUCUGGUUGACUCUCUCUCUAAUGUGGCUGGGUCUUGUUUGGAGCAAACAACCUGGCUAAGGCGUAAUUUAGCCGUCAAGGAAGACAUCGCACCAAUGGUAACUGACGGCGACACAACGUCAAAUUCGAGUGCUGGCGGUACUGGUGUCAUCCAAAAAUAUUCCGUACAAGCUCAAAGUGUCUUAGCUGCCAUACUCGCCAAUCUUCUGGAUGUAGCCUACGGUUCUCAAGAAAAGGACAAAGUGGUCUCGAUUAUAACUACACUCCUCUACAAUAUAACACCAUACUUGAAGAAUCAUACCACUCGCAAUAUACCUUCGUUUUACGCAUGCUCCAGUCUGUUGGCUUCCUUGAGUGGCUACCAGUAUACGCGCAAGGCUUGGCGCAAAGACAUGAUGGAUUUGCUCUUGGACACAUCAUUCUUUCAAAUGGACAUUACAUGCUUGCCAUUUUGGAAACAGAUCAUGGACAGUUUGAUGACCUACGACAAUACGACGUUCCGUGAAUUGAUGAGUCGUGUAUCACUAACACAAACUGGCAGCUUAAAUAUAUUCACCUCCAGGGAACAAGAGUACGAACAACGUUCUAUGCUACUGAAACGUUUGGCAUUUGUAAUAUUUUGCAGUGAAUUUGAUCAGUAUCACAAGUACAUGCCAGAAAUUCAAGAACAAUUAGCCAACAGCUUACGUUUGCUGUCCAACGUGCCCUCUGUGCAAGCAGCAGUGUUCUUAUGCUUCCGCGUUCUAUUGCUGCGCAUGUCACCCGAUCACGUGACCUCCUUAUGGCCUAUAAUUAUUGCUGAAAUGGUGCAAGUAUUCUUGUCCCUCGAACAGGAACUUAAAGGUGACGGUGAAGAUGUCAGUCGCAUGGUUUCCGGUAUGGAUGCGUCGUGGUCUUCUUCAGCUACAAACAAUGGGAUGUCGACACAAAGCCAAGUUUAUUAUUGGCGUUCUGUUCAACUGGAGGCAUCGAAACUCCUGGAAAUGGGCUGUGUGCUGCCAGCAACACUUUUGCCACACUUUCAAAUGUAUCGUUGGGCGUUCGUGGGUACGGAGUUUGAUGUGACCGAUAAAGGUCCAAUACCGAAUGGUGUAGUGAAUGAGGAAAGCAUUGGCAUGUCCGCGCUCUAUGUGCCUCACAUUAGACGUAUAGCCAGACUAAUGGAUAUGAAGUAUGCUGUACAUUCACCGACGCUAAACUUUAAGCGGGGCAAACAUUUAAUGCUUACUUGCCAGCAGAUAAACUCAUUACAAGAUCUGUACGCUUUCUUUUCUACCCUGAGUGUAGCCUGUCCCAAUCCUCAUAAUCACGCAGACAUUGACUCUGAGGUCAGCAAUUGUUUGCAAGAAAUUGAGGAUAUUCUGUCCAAAGAUUUUUUGGAGAGAAUGCCCACUAGUACUACACCCAGGUGAAAAGAGUCGUACUCACACUUAACUAAUGGGGUAGCUUUAGUGCAGGACACGCUUCUACUCUCAUCGCCAAACACAAACAAUGAGUUUAAUACACCAACCACCACUUCUACAAAACGCCGAUUGGUAUCUAGCUCUUUUACUAGUUUUAAAUUAACUUCAUCUCCGUUGUUGUCGUCUUCUUCGCCAUUAAUGUCAUUUUCGAAACAUGCCUUUUCCUCAUCCUCCUCGUCGUCAUCGUUGUCGUCUUCUUCUUCUUGUGUGCGUAACGUAACGUCGUCUUUGAAUCGUGGUGCAAUUGUUAAAUCAAAACCGGAGACCAACCAUCUUCCAUUUUAUGUUUGAAAACUGGAUAUUUAUCUGCGGCCUAUGGACAACAAAAUAACAACAACAACUACUGAUACUUUUUCUAUAUUCUUUUUUUGUUAAUUGUUCACGAUUUUGCAGCUGCUAAAAUUCACUGCUACGAUUUCUUCUUCUCGCAGCAGCUUAUUAAAUAACAGAUUAUUAAUAAACCGAGAUCAGCCAGCAUAAACACAAUUAUUAUCAUUGAUUUAAAGAAGGAACAAAGAAAGUUUACAUUAAUAAAUAAAUACAAGAAUAAAUAAUUAAAUUAAACAAACAAACAAAAAAAAACUGUAAUUUAAGAUAUUGCUAUCAUAUUAUAUAUACUAUAUUAUUAUUAUUAUUAUUGCUGUGAAUCUGACAAAAACAAAAAUAUUGAUUAUUGUACAUUAUUAAAAGAAAAAUUAUAAUAAAUAAAUUGAAUAUUAUUCAAACAAAAAAAA
Molecule: messenger RNA, 9473 nt
Organism: Calliphora vicina (urban bluebottle blowfly)
Lineage: Eukaryota; Metazoa; Arthropoda; Insecta; Diptera; Calliphoridae
Product: protein dopey-1 homolog
Exons: 13
Coding region: 427-8688 (2753 amino acids)
Biological process (GO): Golgi to endosome transport
Cellular component (GO): endosome; trans-Golgi network
Source: RefSeq, a predicted model, not a curated record